UUUUUUUUUUUGUAUUUACUGAGUGACAGCCAGCGAAAGAAAAGAGGGAACCCAGAAAACUGAAAUCCGCUAGGACCGAUCUUUCCAUCUCUUCCUCUGAUAUCUCUCGAAUCCCUAGAGAUGAUUUUCUUUUGAUAAAAUUAUUAACUCAGCAGUCCAUCUUCAAAACCUGGACUCAAAGUGGAAGGACUUAAAGUUAAAAUCAGGUAUGCCUGUAAACAGGGUCGAUGUCAGAUAUUAAAUCCUUCCUCUCAGCAGGGGAGUAUUUUCUAUUUUCUCCUGAUAAUAUGAAGGAAGUUUGAAGAGAUUAUUGAUAGGGUUUUUUGAGAUCUCGAGAAAGCAAACUUGGUAAAUGCGAUGAUGACGCAUCAGAUGUUGCUGAGCAGCACAGGUUGCAGAGUCAUCAGAAAGCCAUGGCUAUUCAAUCGCCCUGUUUCAUGCCCCCCACUAACCAUCAGUAACGCUGAGGCUAUUACAGGGAAACUCCUAUUAAGGGCAUUGAUACAUAGUUGAACAGAUUGCGUACAACUCCUGUUAUGCAACAUAUAGGAAUUGGCUUCAGUAGACUUGGAGAAUGCUGAGAUUCCUGCGAAUAACCUUACCUUACUUCCGAAGAAAGAGAUAGAGCAAUUGCAGCGGCAAAAGCAAUGGAAAGGAACCAUGAUCGAUUUCCUUUGAAGAUCAUGUAACUGAAACCGCCUCUUAACUAAAAUAUGAUGCAAGAUAGGAAAUUACUACUAGUGGUCAACAAAAAUGGAGUCCAGACAAUACAUGUUUUUUGCUGAUGACAUAUCUUUAUUCUGUAAUGGUGAGAAAAGAAAUGUGAGAAGACUGGCGGAGUGCUUAAUGAUUAUCAAAUAUCUUUUGGCGAAGUGGUGAGUGUUGAAAAAAGCAAAUGUUUUGUCGGCGGUACUUAAGCUAGGAAAACGCAAAUUGCUGAAGAAUGUCAAAUGCAUUUGGCUAGCUUCCCUGACAAAUUCUUAGGGGUUAUACUAUUUCCUGGGAGUGUUAAAUUAUGUCAUGUUUGGGGAUGUGUGGAGAUGCUUCAGAAGAAACUUGCAGGCUGGUAAGGUAUAAUCUACAAUGUCUGUUUACAGAAUCGCCCAUAAGAGUUCUUAAGAAAAGUGAAAGAAUGAUAAGAAACUCUGUGGUUUGGUGAGUCGUGACCCAUUACAGAAGAAGUUAGUGACAUUGGAACGGGAUCAAAUUAGUGCUCCGUUUUAAGGAGGGUGGGGUUUGAGAAGAUUAGAAGUUGUGAAUUAAGCAUUGCUGAUGAAGAUGCUUUGGAAAAUACAAUCAGGUACUGAUGAAUGGUAAAGUAUUUCAUGUCAAGAAGUGGAGAAUGGAUAACUCGCUACAAAAAUCAUCAAUUUGGCCUGGUUUGAAGUGGUCGAUGGAGGAUGUGCAGAAAGGUACAAGAUGGAUUAAAGGUGAGUCUCUAAGAUCACUUUUUCCAGAUAAUGCACAUGUUAUAGCAUCAGGGUUUGAAAGUAGCUGAUUUACUGAGAAAUUUUUGUUUUGCUUUUUGGUUUCCACUCAACCUGAUAAGAGUGAUUUUGCGUCAAGGAAUUAAGCAUUUGCCAAAAACAUUAGAAAAACAAUCUCCAAAUCAGCUCUGAGCUCUCUGUAAAUUUUAAUAUGCUCGGUACUUCCCAAUUGCACCAAUUAGGCAAAUAAUUAUAGGGACUUGCAAAGCUUCCAAUCUUCAGAUUCUUCACUCGUUCCCGAAAUCAGCGUGAGCAAAAAUUUAAAGAUACAUGGUUCGGCAAUGCGUCCAAGCAAAUGUAUCUGUCACGAUCACAAAUAUAUGGUGCAGCAUCUCACUCAUUUCCCUCAACAUAGUACCUUUACCUUUUACCUUACUUAGUAGCUCAGAUACUUGAAGAACACUACUAAUUAGUUGUAGAUCACUCUCUUCUCAUCUCUAUACCGCAAUUCAAUUCGAAACUGCAUCUAUUUAAGACUUAAACCCACUCAUCUCAACUACUGCCACUUCUAGUUCAACCUUAAGCAUGAAGUAGUUCCUCAUAUGGCCAUCCACCUCUUUUUAAGUUGUUGAAAAAGUAACUAAGAAGCUGCCUUGUAAUUUCCUGUUGCCAACCCUAAUCCACUACGUACAACUACAAAUACUACUACUCUCACUCUCCUAUGAACCUGUUUAAAAUUGAAUCAGUGAAUUUCAGAACCAGUUCAACACGAAGAGUUUUUUUCUCCAUAAUCUUGACCUUCAUACUCCCACUUUCAGUAUUCCAACUUUUGUAUGAAACUGAUAAUCUGUUCACUGAUCAAUCACCGAAUAUUCCACGCAGUAUCAUCUACCUUGGUUUCUUCUUUACCUUCUAUCUCCUCUCUACCUCCGCUAUUAGCUUCACCAUAGCUUGUCUUUACGUCUCCAAACCCGUUUCUUUUCUUUCAGUUCUUCUCGCCAUCCCUCGUAUAGUUUUACGUGUUUUCAUCACCUCCCUCUGCGCCAUAUUUCUCAAGACCGCAACCGACGUCGCCGGCUAUUUCAUUAGUGAAUUUCUCAUCCAUACAGAUAAUACUAUGCCCGCAGCUAAGGACGUUCUUCUUAUGAUUAUCGAAUCUAAGGAAGUUCUGUGGUGUCUUAAGGGUAUCAUCUUUUAUUUCUUCUUCUUUAUUGUCAAUGGAUAUUUAACAGCAUUAUGGCAUCUCGCAAGCGUAAUUUCGGUUACUGAGCCGAAUGUUUAUGGUAUAUCAGCCUUGAAGAAGAGCAGAGAACUGCUGAGACAGAAAACUGGUACCACACUUGUUAUUGUGUUCUGCUACUUCGCUUGUGUUUCGCUUAUUGAACUUAAUGUGUUUCUCAUCAUGGAUUAUCUUCCUAUGAGUUGCUCGGUUCGGGUUCUGCUGAUGUCGCUUUAUCUAAUCUUUUUGAUGCAUGGGAAUUUCAUUGGGCUAUUUGUUCAGAACGCGUUGUAUCAUGGCUGUAAAAGCCAUCACAACCAAGUCAUUGAUAAGAAGGUUUUGUAUGAUCAUCUCCCUACCACUACUGAAUUGGUUACAGAAAACGGCGUUGAAGACGACUUGGAAUCUCAAGGAUGGAAGUUAGUGGGAGCAGAAUAGUCUGGGAAUCCUUUAUUACAUGCAAUUUGAACUUGUCCCAUUAAAGUUCUCUAAGUUAUAUAAUGAAAAUAAGAAUAAUAUGCUGUUUCUAUAUAACAUCUUAGUUAUCUUGGUUAUAAGGAAUAUCUAGGUUUCUUAAUCUUACUUGUCUUGGUUUUAGCACACAGAUGUCUUGGCAGAAAGCAACGCUUUGCAAGGUUUUUCUAGGCCUUGUUCAGUUUCUUUGGGAUUCAGUGGGAUAGAGCAGAUUAGAAAAACUUUGUAAAAAAAAUAAUUAACUGUCAAGUGGA
This is a messenger RNA of Papaver somniferum (opium poppy), 3374 nucleotides long. RefSeq lists its product as uncharacterized. The transcript is spliced from 5 exons. The record is from RefSeq and is a predicted model, not a curated record. The coding region runs from base 2149 to 3084 and encodes 311 amino acids. Lineage: Eukaryota; Viridiplantae; Streptophyta; Magnoliopsida; Ranunculales; Papaveraceae.